Cyprinus carpio (common carp) is the source of this 1430-nucleotide messenger RNA. It is a transcript of the gene crabp2a, whose product is annotated as cellular retinoic acid binding protein 2, a. The record is from RefSeq and is a predicted model, not a curated record. Gene Ontology annotation, molecular function: fatty acid binding. Gene Ontology annotation, biological process: fatty acid transport. NCBI's taxonomy places the organism in Eukaryota, Metazoa, Chordata, Actinopteri, Cypriniformes, Cyprinidae. Gene Ontology annotation, cellular component: nucleus; cytosol.
UGUGUGCGCUCACGGAUUAAGCGUGAUAACUGGCCCAAAAUUUCGGUUCAGCCAUAUUUACCACAGGCUAUAACGUUUGGAAGAGCUAAAUGAAAGUCUGAGACGUAAAGAAACCCACUUGACAUCUUAAGUUUCUCUUGUCAAGGCAGAGAGAGCGGUAGAAGGGUAAAGGAAAGAGGAAAGUCAGUUAGGCAUUAUCAGUGGGAGCGCUGCUUUCAGAAUCAAAGCUGCAGGUACUUUUAAAGGGUGUCAGGUUCAAGCACUGUCACUCAGCCGCGCACCAGAGACAGUAAUAGUGGGAUACACUCAAAGGAACGACCGAACGCACGAUGGAUCGCAAAAUCCCCGAUUUUGCUGGUACUUGGAAAAUGAAAAGCUCCGAGAACUUCGAAGAGCUUCUCAAAGCACUAGGUGUGAACGUGAUGCUGCGUAAGAUUGCGGUCGCAGCUGCGUCAAAGCCAUCCGUGGAGAUUACGCAGGAUGGAGAAACCCUGUCAAUCAAGACCUCCACCUCUGUAAGGACCACCCAUGUCACCUUCACAGUUGGACAGGAGUUUAAUGAGGCCACUGUGGAUGGACAUCCCUGCACGAGCUUUCCUCGCUGGGAAACAGACAGCAAGAUUAGUUGCGAACAGACUUUGCAGAAGGGUGAGGGUCCAAAAACCUCAUGGACCAGGGAGAUAACCAAUGACGGCGAACUGAUUCUGACCAUGACUGCAGACGAUGUGGUGUGCACAAGAGUUUAUGUCAGAGAGUGAAAGUAUGAGGAAACAGGAAGAAAAUCCAUCCAGAUCACUCUCUUUCCUUGUUAACCACAAUGACUGUGAUUUUAUAUCAUCUAUUUCCUUUCUCCCUCAUCUCUUCUUUCAUUUUUUGUUGACAAUGUAUUUGAAUAAUACAUCAGAGAGCCAUGCAAAUAAUUCAUGUGAGGUUCUAGAUUUGGUCAAAAUUGGGUCCUGAUUUGUCAUUUAACAAAAACAUCAUUUUGGGCUCAAAAGCACUUUUAAGGGUUGGUCUUCACAUAGAUGAGGACCUGGAAAUCUGAAGCUUGGAAACCAGACUUUGGUGUGACAGUUCAUAAUCACCACUGAAAAAUAUCAGUAAAGAUGCCGUCACCUGCUAUUGUAUAUUUUCACAGGUGAAAUAUAGUAAUAUCAACAGUUUUCUCCAUUAAUGGGAAUUUCAUGUAAGGGUGAAAGAUUUCCACGUACAGAUUUCAGAACAGGUGAAAUGAUUUCUGUGUAAGCUGUGCUUCAUACAUCACUACUUUAAUGACAAUAGACAAUUGACGUUUUUCACCUGCAAAAUUUCACUAAUGUGACCGUAACUUAAAGGGAUAGUUCGCCCAAAAAUGAAAAUUCUGUCAUUAUUUACUCACCCUUAUGUCGUUCCAAACCUAUUCAACUCAUUCAUAUUUCAUAUUUUUGAUG